AUGUCGGGAGCGGCGGGGCCGGGUCCGCCCGCCGGGCCGGGCCGCUCCCCGCUGCCCUGCACCCCCCGCCCCGCCGCCCCCCUCCAGCUGGCCGGGGGGGCCGAGCCCGCACGGCCCGGCGUCGCCGUCAUCGACCUCCGCUUCCCCCGCGGCGCUGCCGCCGACGUGCAGGAGAUCGUGUUCAGGAACUUCUACACGGCGUUCCUGAGCGUGCGGGUACAGCGGCCCGGCCCCGGCGGGUCCCGGCGCUGGGUGACCUGCUUGCGGGACCUGUGCCUGAUGCCUUGCCCACACACCGAGGAGGGCUCCCAGGAUUACUUCUGCCUCCGCCGGCACCAGAUGCUGUGUGAUGUGGACCAGGUGACAGCAAUACGAUUCAUCCUGCGACAGCCCUCCCCAGUCUGGCUCCACUUCACCAUCGAGGACCUGCAGAUUUUCCCCCCUGGACAGAAGAGUCCACAGAAGGAUUUUCCCUCCUGGCUCUCCCAGCUGACCCCUCCGGAGCAGCCACCCAGUCUGCAUGGGGAGCUCCCUGAUCCGGAGAAGGUGUCGACAGAGGUCCAGCAAAUGUGGGUGCUGACAGAGGUGAUCCGGGCUCGCCAGGCAGCUGCCCGCAUCGGGCGCUUUGACGUGGAUGGCUGCUACGAUGUCAACCUGCUUUCCUACACCUGAACCCACUGGUGCUGGUGCCAGCGGGGGAAAAGUGCCCCUUCCAUGCUCCCGGGGCUUGAGUGGACUCCUGCAUUCCUGACUCGGCCACUGACCCCGCGGGGUCCUAAGCCCUCCCUGUGCCCCUUCCCUGACUCCCUUUGCGCUGCCACUCGAGACCCCCGUGAGCCUCUCCUGGGCACGUCCCGUGGGCAG
Messenger RNA from Cinclus cinclus, 864 nucleotides. It is a transcript of the gene NICN1, whose product is annotated as nicolin 1, tubulin polyglutamylase complex subunit. NCBI's taxonomy places the organism in Eukaryota, Metazoa, Chordata, Aves, Passeriformes, Cinclidae. Gene Ontology annotation, cellular component: nucleoplasm. The transcript is spliced from 6 exons. The coding region runs from base 1 to 672 and encodes 223 amino acids. The record is from RefSeq and is a predicted model, not a curated record.